Messenger RNA from Selaginella moellendorffii, 1733 nucleotides. RefSeq names its product AP-4 complex subunit mu. Gene Ontology annotation, biological process: protein targeting; Golgi to lysosome transport. The transcript has 14 exons. Gene Ontology annotation, cellular component: cytoplasmic vesicle; trans-Golgi network; clathrin adaptor complex. NCBI's taxonomy places the organism in Eukaryota, Viridiplantae, Streptophyta, Lycopodiopsida, Selaginellales, Selaginellaceae. The record is from RefSeq and is a predicted model, not a curated record. The coding region runs from base 26 to 1366 and encodes 446 amino acids.
UCUAGGGUUUGUGGAGCUCUCAGCGAUGAUUUCCCAGUUCUUCGUCCUCUCGCUCCGCGGCGACAACAUCAUCUUCCGCGAUUAUCGCGGGGAUGUGAGCAAAGCCAGCGCCGAGAUUUUCUUCCGCAAGGUGAAAUUCUGGCACAGCGAGGAAGGCGAGGAUGCGCCUCCGGUGUUUAAUGUCGAUGGAGUGAACUACGCGCAUGUCAAGGUCGCUGGUCUGCUCUUCGUCGCUACUACCAGAGUGAAUAUUUCUCCAGCUCUGGCAUUGGAGCUCCUUCAGCGGAUCGCCCGCGUGACGAAGGACUAUCUUGGCAUUCUUAACGAAGAGUCACUCCGGAAAAACUUCGUUCUUGUGUAUGAGCUGCUAGACGAAAUGCUGGACUUCGGCUAUCCUCAAACGACCUCGACUGAGGGACUCAAGUCUUUCGUUUUCAAUGAACCAGUCGUGGUAGAGUCGGCCAAAAUUCCUUCUCUUGGGCCAGCCGGAUUAUUCAUGCAAGGAUCAAAGCGGCUUCCCGGAACGGCUGUGACCAAGUCCGUGGUUGCUAGUGAGCCUGGUGGCAAGAAACGGGAGGAAGUUUUUGUGGACGUCAUAGAGAACAUCAGUGUGACAUUCAAUGCGAGCGGCUACAUUCUUACGUCGGAAAUUGACGGAACCAUUCAAAUGAAGAGCUACCUUACUGGUAAUCCGGAAAUCCGGGUCGCUUUAAACGAAGACCUGCAAAUUGGUCGUGGCACACACUCGAGUCUAGGAGCGGGUGGUAUGGUGCUACUGGAUGACUGUAACUUCCACGAAUCAGUUCGACUGGAUGAUUUUGAUUUGGAUCGAACUUUAACGCUGACACCGCCAGAUGGAGAGUUUCCUGUCAUGAACUAUCGCAUGACGCAAGAAUUUAAGCCUCCUUUCAGAGUGUAUCCCGCCAUUGAAGAAUCUGGUCCAUUCAGGGCGGAAGUUGUCAUCAAAGUGCGGGCAGAUUUUGCUCAGAAUGUAACAGCCAAUACGGUGCUGGUACGCAUACCACUUCCAAAAACAACAAUGAGAUGCGGUUUUGAGCUGGAGGCGGGAGCAGCUGGACAGUCAACCGAUUAUAAAGAAUCGACAAAACUUGUAGAAUGGGGAUUGAAGAAAAUUUCUGGCGGCUCGGAGCAUGUAUUGCGUGCUAAACUUACCUUGUCUCAAGAACGCAAUGUAAACAUAAAAAAGGAAGUUGGACCGAUCAGCAUGACUUUCACUAUUCCCAUGUUCAACGCCUCCAAAGUACAAGUGAAGUACUUGCAAGUUUUGAAAAAAUCAAAGUCAUAUAAUCCUCAUCGAUGGGUUCGCUACGUGACCCAUGCCGAUUCGUAUGUUAUCCGGACAUAGAUUCUGUGUAUCUCCAUACGGAGGAACAGGGGCAUGCUACGUUUCAGAAGUGGCCUGAUGCGAUGCGGUGCCACUGCCGGUUCGCUUCGUCCCAGUUACGGAACAGUUACCGUUUGUCUCGGAUUUUGUCAUGUUAGUCUUAACUGCUAUUCUGCAGUUAGGACAGGAAUCGAAAACGGGCGGGCAAGAUUUUCCCGCAAACCGUUAGCUACGGAACAUAAACUGCACUAACGAAUAGGUUGGUGCAAUCUAGUCUGUCGCAGCUCGUCACUCCCGGUCUGCCAUAGCCACAACCUCCGUGGCUGCGCAGAUUGUUGGCUUGUUUUGCUCCAUUCAUUCAAAUUGUAGCUGGUUACGUGUUCAAGUU